GUGUGUCGGCACCGAGGGAGGGGCAUACACUUCCUGGAUCUGCCACGCCUCUCGUUGAGGGAUAACCAAUCACUCCUGCUGGACCAGGUGAUGCAGAGCCUACCUGAGGACUACAGGUGUGGGAAGUCUCUGGGACCGGUGGAGUCGUUACAGGAACACCCCAAGCAGCCAGGGAAGAUUCUGAUUGGCUACAGCAGAGGCCUGGUCGUCCUAUGGGAUCUCAGCACCCGCAACGCAGAACACAUGUUUCUGGGAAAACAGCAGCUGGAGUCCCUGGUGUGGGAACGUUCCGGUAGCUCCUUCGUCAGUUCCCAUAGCGACGGGGGGUACAGCGUGUGGGCUGUUGCCAGUGGUAACACGUACACACACCAGCCUGUGUCCUCGUCCAUCCCCUAUGGUCCGUUCCCUUGUAAAGCCAUCAACAAGAUCUUAUGGAGGACGAUUCAGUCAGGGGGUCCAGUGGUCCUCUACAGUGGAGGAAUGCCCAGGGCCAGUUAUGGAGACCGUCACUGUGUGACCAUCCAACAGGACAAACAACACGUCACUCUAGACUUCACAUCCAGAGUUAUAGACUUCUUCACCGUCCACACCACUGACCCGAACACGACUAUGAUGAUCCUAAAGCCCUCGUGGUGCUACUGGAGGAGGAACUAUGAUGAUCCUAAAGCCCUCGUGGUGCUACUGGAGGAGGAGCUGGUUGUAACAGACCUCCUGACCACCGGGUGGCCCUCUGUCCCUCCUCCCUACCUGACCCCCCCUGUGUUAAUAAUGUACUAUGAUGAUCCUAAAGCCCUCGUGGUGCUACUGGAGGAGGAGCUGGUUGUAACAGACCUCCUGACCACCGGGUGGCCCUCUGUCCCUCCUCCCUACCUGACCCCCCCUGUGUUAAUAAUGUACUAUGAUGAUCCUAAAGCCCUCGUGGUGCUACUGGAGGAGGAGCUGGUUGUAACAGACCUC
This is a messenger RNA of Oncorhynchus masou masou (cherry salmon), 957 nucleotides long. Its product is annotated as lethal(2) giant larvae protein homolog 1-like. The transcript has 9 exons. Lineage: Eukaryota; Metazoa; Chordata; Actinopteri; Salmoniformes; Salmonidae. Gene Ontology annotation, molecular function: GTPase activator activity; myosin II binding. The annotation marks the transcript as partial. Gene Ontology annotation, biological process: regulation of protein secretion; cortical actin cytoskeleton organization; regulation of establishment or maintenance of cell polarity. The record is from RefSeq and is a predicted model, not a curated record. Gene Ontology annotation, cellular component: cortical actin cytoskeleton; cytoplasm; plasma membrane.